ACGAGAGCAACAGUACUGGGAGGAGGAGCUCUUCAAGCAGGGAGUGCUUGAAGAGGAGCCCGAGGAGCCCGAAGGCAGAGGGCUCUGAUUCUGUGACAUCUCAGUCCUCACCCAGUGAAGAAGCUGGAAUGAUGACUGAGGUGAAAGUGAAAACAGAGGUACCAGAUGACUAUAUUGAAGAGGUGAUCUGGCAGGAUGACACCAAAGAUUCCAAGAAGAGCAUAAAGGAUGGGCCGGGAGAUGUGCCAGCAGAGAUCUGUGUGGUCAUAGGUGGGGUCCGCAACCAGCAGACACUCGAUGGAAAAGCAGUGGAACGUGGCUCUCCAGUUGGAUAUACACGAAAUCGAUAUUCAGGGACCUGGAUUUUUGACCAUGCAUUGAGAUACACGUCCGGGUCUUAUGAGUGUGGAAUAUGUGGGAAGAAAUACAAGUAUUACAACUGUUUCCAGACCCAUGUGCGAGCGCAUAGAGACCCCUAUGACCAGGCCGUCAUAGCAGCAGAUGAAGUGAAGGAGGAGGAGCCGGAACCGUUUCAGAAGAUUGGUCCAAAAACUGGCAAUUACACCUGUGAAUUCUGUGGCAAGCAGUACAAAUAUUACACUCCCUACCAAGAACAUGUGGCGCUACAUGCACCUAUUAGUGAGUAUCCUGAUGGAGAUCUAUUUCAUUAUGAACUGUGA
Molecule: messenger RNA, 680 nt
Organism: Struthio camelus australis
Lineage: Eukaryota; Metazoa; Chordata; Aves; Struthioniformes; Struthionidae
Source: RefSeq, a predicted model, not a curated record